Messenger RNA from Leucoraja erinaceus (little skate), 123 nucleotides. Its product is annotated as S-antigen protein-like. The annotation marks the transcript as partial. Lineage: Eukaryota; Metazoa; Chordata; Chondrichthyes; Rajiformes; Rajidae. The record is from RefSeq and is a predicted model, not a curated record. The transcript has 2 exons.
GGACAGGGGACAGGGGGACAGGGGGGACAGGGGGACAGGGGGACCAGGAGGGGGGACAGGGGACAGGGGGACAGGGGGACAGGGGGACAGGGGGGGACCAGGGGGACCAGGGGACCAGGGGGA